Messenger RNA from Colletotrichum higginsianum IMI 349063, 1194 nucleotides. Its product is annotated as TAM domain methyltransferase. Gene Ontology annotation, molecular function: methyltransferase activity. The record is from RefSeq and is a predicted model, not a curated record. The transcript is spliced from 9 exons. Lineage: Eukaryota; Fungi; Ascomycota; Sordariomycetes; Glomerellales; Glomerellaceae. Bases 1 to 1194 code for a protein of 397 amino acids.
AUGGCAGCUCAGGGGGAAGAGACGCCGUCCUCCUCGGCAGCCGCAAUCGCAGCCCCAACGGCUCCCGCGGCCCAUCCCGAAGAGGCCGCGAACCCGGCCACCGGCCUCAUCGAUCCAGAUGACGGCGAAACCGAUUCCGCCAUCAACGUCUCCAUCCGCGACUCCCUCACAUCCAUUCGGUCUUCGCUGUUGAAUUUCGAAGACGAGUACGGACGCCUUUAUCACUCCCACUCCCGCGGCAGUGAAAAGUCCAACUUGAGCUGGGCCGUUGUCAUUAGUAACCAUGCACUCACAGAAUAUUUCUUUCCUCACGAUAACAUCGAGCAAGAUCGCUUGGACUUGCAGCACGAACUCUUUGUGAGGACUUUCAGAGGCCGCCUCUGCACCUGCCCAAAGUUCUACGGCGCCAAGAGAGUACUCGAUCUCGGAACAGGUACCGGCAUUUGGGCAUUGGAAUAUGCCGAAGAGCAUCCCGAGUCAGAGGUGAGAGGGUUGCAAUUGAUCAACUUUGUCAUCUCACGCUUGUCACUCACCACACCUCAGGUCAUUGGAGUCGACCUAAGCCCAGUACAACCGGACUUCAUGCCGCCGAAUUGCUCCUUCGAAAUCGACGACCUUGAGAAGCCGUGGACUUGGUCCAAAAGCUUCGACUUCAUCUUUUCCAGGACGCUAAACGGCAGCAUUCUGGAUCCAGUGAAAUUAGUCGAUAGCAUCUACAAGCAACUCGAGCCCGGUGGCUGGUUCGAAGCCCAAGAUGUCUGCAUGUCGGCCCAAAGCGACGACGACACGAUACCGGAGAACAGCUCGCUAGUACAGUGGGCCGACGAAGUCGUCGACGCGAUGGAGAAGAUUGGCCGCUCGCUCAAGCUUGCGAUGCAGUGGAAGCAGCUCCUCAUCGACCGCGGCUUCGAGGACGUCCAGGAGACCAUCUACAAGUGGCCGACCAACACGUGGCCCCGGGACAAGACGAUGAAGGACAUCGGCGGCUGGGGCCUGGCCAACCUCGACUCCUUCCUCGAGUCCGCGGCGCUCGGGACGCUGACGAACAUCAAGGGGUGGUCGAGGGAGGAAGUCCUCGUGCUGUGUUCGCAGGCGAGGAAGGAGAUGCGUGAUCCCAGGAUCCACGUCUGGUGGCCAGUUUACGUUGUGACUGCUCGCAAACCGGGGCUGCCGAUUCAGGCACCUCUGGAGUAA